UGACAUUGAUAUAGUGGCAAUGAAAGCCAGUAACUAUUUAAUGGAGGCCGCCCAUUCUUUCCGUAUCUACCUCAAGAAUCACUGCGCAGUCCGAAAGCCUAAAAAAGGCGAAGCGCCCAAACCGGAGCGGAAGCCGAAUAAGGCGGUGAUAUGGGUCGCUAAGGAGUACCCGAAGUGGCAACAUAUCAUUUUGAGUACUCUCAAGGAGUUAAAUGGGCCUUCAGGUCUCCCCGAUAACAAAGUAUUAUCAACAAAACUUUCUGCUAUAAACGAUCUUAAAAAAUAUAUGAAAAGAGUGAUGCCAUUCGUUCAAGCCACAAGAGAUAAUCUACAAAAGAUUGGUCCCGAAGCACUCUCUGUUGCCUUGCCCUUUGAUGAGGCCCAACUGCUUGAAGAUAACAAACAAUAUCUGCUGAAUACUUUGGAUGUAAGUAUUUGUAGGCUUAAUAUUUACCGCUUCGUAUAA
Molecule: messenger RNA, 466 nt
Organism: Pieris brassicae (large cabbage white)
Lineage: Eukaryota; Metazoa; Arthropoda; Insecta; Lepidoptera; Pieridae
Product: leucine--tRNA ligase, cytoplasmic-like
Exons: 2
Coding region: 20-466 (148 amino acids)
Biological process (GO): leucyl-tRNA aminoacylation
Molecular function (GO): leucine-tRNA ligase activity; ATP binding
Source: RefSeq, a predicted model, not a curated record